Loxodonta africana (African savanna elephant) is the source of this 1140-nucleotide messenger RNA. Its product is annotated as olfactory receptor 6V1. The transcript has a single exon. Gene Ontology annotation, molecular function: olfactory receptor activity; G protein-coupled receptor activity. Gene Ontology annotation, cellular component: membrane. Lineage: Eukaryota; Metazoa; Chordata; Mammalia; Proboscidea; Elephantidae. The record is from RefSeq and is a predicted model, not a curated record. Bases 168 to 1127 code for a protein of 319 amino acids. Gene Ontology annotation, biological process: G protein-coupled receptor signaling pathway.
UUCCCAUUUUUGUCUCUCUUUCUCUCUGUUGGUAGCUGGUUGCCUACUUGCCUUUCUCUCCCUGUGCCUCUGUCUCCCUCUAUGCCUGUUUCAGGGUCAGUAAUUCUCCACCCCUGGCUGAGUCUCUGUCUUUGGUUUCCUUUCCGUGAAGGAGCUGGCCCUGGCUCAUGGCGAAUCUGAGUCAUCCAUCUGAGUUCAUCCUUGUGGGCUUCUCCUCGUUCGGUGAGCUGCAGGCUCUGCUGUAUGGGCCCUUCCUCAUGCUGUAUCUUCUGGCCUUCGCAGGGAACGUCAUCAUCAUCAUCAUGGUCAUGGCCGACACCCACCUUCAUACACCUAUGUACUUCUUCCUGGGCAACUUCUCCCUGCUGGAGAUCCUGGUGACAAUGAUGGUGGUGCCCAGGAUGCUCUCAGAUCUGCUGACCCCCUGCAAAGCCAUCUCUUUCUCAGGCUGCAUGGUCCAAUUCUACUUCUACUUCUCCCUGGGUUCCACCUCUUUCCUCAUCCUGGCCGAUGUGGCCCUCGACCGCUUCGUGGCCAUAUGCCACCCCCUACGCUAUGGCACGCUGAUGUGCUGGGCAGUCUGUGUCCGGCUGGCAGGGGCAGCCUGGGCAGCUCCCUUCAUAGCCAUGGUACCCACUGUUCUGUCCCGGGCUCAUCUCGAUUACUGCCAUGGCAAUGUCGUCAACCACUUCUUCUGUGACAAUGCCCCUCUGCUGCAGCUGGCCUGCUCAGACACCAGCCUGUUGGAACUUUGGGACUUUGUGAUGGCCCUGGCCUUUGUCCUCAGCUCCUUCCUGGUGACCCUCAUCUCCUAUGGCUACAUUGUGACCACAGUGCUGCGAAUCCCCUCUGCCAGUGGCCGCCAGAAGGCCUUCUCCACAUGUGGGUCCCACCUCACCCUGGUUUUCAUCGGCUACAGUAGCACCAUCUUCCUCUAUGUCCGGCCAGGCAAAGGACACUCUGUGGAAGUCAACAAGAUGGUCGCCCUGGUGACAUCCACCCUGACCCCUUUCCUCAACCCCUUCAUUCUUACUUUCCGCAAUGAGAUGGUCAAGGCCUUUCUACAGGGUCAGCUGCAGAGGCUGAAGAGCCUUCACAAGGCAAGGAGAGCCCAGAGAGGGGCCUGAAGGGCGCAGGCUG